AUGACCAUGUCACUGCAAAACUCUCAUGAGUCUAGUAAUCAUAAACGCAAUCCGAUACGUAGUAUUGUUGAUUCAGGCAAAAGUUCAUCUAGUAUCAUGUGCUACGUAACUCUAGCAAGUAAUCAGGUUUACCAAGUAGAAGUGGAUCACAAGGCAGAUUGCCAGGAGGUGAUAGACAAGGUGUGCAAAUUAAUUGGAACUGUUGAGGAAGCUGGUUAUUUCGGCAUUCAGUUGGCCGGGUCGAAGAAUGAAAUGUACUGGUUGAAUAGCCGAAAUAGAUUGUCUAGACAGAUCCCUGGUUCACCUCCUUAUCACCUCUUCUUUCGCGUCAAGUAUUUCGUUCCACCUUGUACACUUCAGUUGGAAGAAACUAGGCAUCAGUUUUAUACAAAUGUCGUUUAUCAUUUGAAAAAUGGGUCGUGGGACGCUGGCACGUCAUUGGAGACGCAGUCACAACUAAUAGCACUUAUGGCUUACGUGCAGUUUGGUAACUACAAUCCUAAUACCACACCAUGCAAGUAUGCUUGCUUUUGGCCAGAAUGCCGCCAUGAAAUUCCUCCGGAAGCCAUUCGCAUGGCCGCCAGAUUUCACCAAGACUUGAAGGAUAUCACAAUAGCACAUGCUAAAUAUGAGCUUCUGUCAAUCGUCUCUAGAGAAUUCCCGUCUUAUGGGACCUACUUUUAUGAUAUCAAGGACAUAUUCGACCGCAAGUUAUUGCUUGGUAUUGGACCAAAUGAUAUAGUCAUCUGCAAUUCAAAUGGAGAGGUUAUCGAACGUUUUCCAUUUUGUCGAGUUCACACAAUCACGAACAGUGCACGAGUUGUUACAUUAAAUCUCCUCGAAGAUGAUGGCAGUGUAAAAGGCCAAAAUUAUCAGUUAUCAUCAACUCGUUUAGCUUAUGCUCUUUAUCGUACAAUAACUGAAGUACACGCGUUUUUCCAUAGUGACUCAAUAAAACAAUCUCUGCUUGAUCAAACUGUACGAGAGUCCUUCUCUUCAAUGUUUGAUCAUAAUGGCAAAGAAUAUGCGUUUGAUCUCCGCUUUACAUUUUUGGAAGUAUAUGACCGAGCGAGAAGGCGUAUGUUUCAUUGUACAAGCAAUACAAACGCACCACCCUCAUGUAUCCCAGUUGGUUUUCCUGAAAGAACAAGGAGUUUAAGUGGUUCAACUAAUUCUGUUAUUCAUGGAGAUAAUACUUCAACAAGUAGCUUGGAUGCUAUACACAAGACUGGAGAUUCUCGAACAGGUCAUGGAUCUUCGAGUAGGACUGAAUCAGUUGUCAGCGUUGAGGAAGUCCAAGAAAUAGUUCAAGAAAGUUUACGAGAGGUAGCACUUUGUCGUGUUUGUAUGGAUAAUCCGAUUUCGCGUGUCUUCUUUCCAUGUGGUCACACAAUUUGCUGUAGUGUAUGUGCAGAACGUGUAGACCAGUGUCCUAUAUGCCGUAAGAGCAUUGAACUGAGACAUCCAUGUUUUCUCCCUUGGAGUACUGAAUCAAAUGCUGAGGAUUUCACCUCUAUACUUGGAUGUACGUUUAAAGAUAUAAGCGAUCGAUUUAAAUCUCACAGGAGUUCACGUCAUCACAAACACCAUAUCCCAGUUGAUUCAACUUUACAUGCAACAGCAUCAGCACCUGUAUGUGAAUUAUCGUCCCUUGAAACUGAAACACAGUGGUCAAAUAAUCGUUCCCAUAAGUUUGAUCAGUCUAAUUCUAUAAACCUACCUCCAAUUUCUCCACAAUUUUCGACAUCUGUACCUGAUGAAAACUCCAACAAAGACCACCAACUUCCCUCAACUUCAGGCAAUUCAGCCGCUUUACCUAUUUCAUCUUCUGCUAGUCACGAAAAUCCCGAAACAGGAAAGUCUAACGACAAUUCUCGUCACGUCACCUGGCAAACAGAAGACUAA
This is a messenger RNA of Trichobilharzia szidati, 1905 nucleotides long. Lineage: Eukaryota; Metazoa; Platyhelminthes; Trematoda; Strigeidida; Schistosomatidae. The record is from the annotation of a GenBank genome assembly.